Vigna unguiculata (cowpea) is the source of this 1169-nucleotide messenger RNA. RefSeq lists its product as uncharacterized. NCBI's taxonomy places the organism in Eukaryota, Viridiplantae, Streptophyta, Magnoliopsida, Fabales, Fabaceae. Gene Ontology annotation, biological process: intracellular protein transport; protein targeting. Gene Ontology annotation, cellular component: membrane. The record is from RefSeq and is a predicted model, not a curated record.
GAAUUGUUAAAAAUAAGCACAUCAAAAUUUUAAAUUCCAAGUCAUUUUCUUUGUUCCCCAACUGUACCCGGUGAAACGCAGAACACGAGUGGUAGAACAGGUUUCUCCGUCGUCGUUCUCUGAAUACGUUCCCCGGCCACCGUCAGUUGCAGGAAUGCAAGUAAGUGUGGAGUACCACUAGAUAGCUCGCAUUGAUGUGUCAUUUAGAAGGCAUAUAUCCUACUCCAAUUCACAUCACAUCCUCCUAAACAUAAGUUCAGUAUGUCUUAACAUCAAACACAUAUAUUAGGCUAACGCAGACUAGCCCACAGGCCUGCAAGCCAGAAUCUAUGCGGGGCGGACCAGAAGUUGAGCCCACAUUUCUAAAGUAAGGUUUCUCCUCUUCGGAUUGGUCACGAUUGUUUAGGAAAUAUUGAGUCUCAAAAUGGUGAUUCUUUCCACGUUGCCACUGAACUAUUCAGCUUUCCUUCACCGAGGUGCUCCUUUUUUGCCAUCAAAGUUGGCAGCGAGAGUUGCUUGUCACAGAGAUGUUUCUCUAACACCCCAAACGACUUUUAGCAUACAAAAGAGAGAAAAACAUGCAAACCAUAGUUGCAACAAAUUUUUUAUCCAUGCUGCAAGGAAUGAUCAUCAUAUAACCUAUGAUGACGGCUUGCCUGAAGAGCCCUUUUUGCUAUCAUUGAUCAAGGAUGUCAUAUGGGGGCUAAAAUAUUUGUUUGUAUUUUUGGCUGAGCAACCUAGCCAGCUGAAAUACGUGGAGUGGCCAAGUUUUAGCAGUACGCUGAGGACAGCGGUUCUGACUCUUAUCCUGGUUGCGUUGCUUAUUGUUGCAUUAUCAUCUGUUGAUUCGGUCCUCUGCUAUCUUUUGGCAUUAGCUCUUAGGAAAAAACCAUAACCUUGUAACCUUGUGGUGUUGCCAAUGUUUCCAUAAUACAUAAGCAUUUCAUCUGGUACUUGUAAUCUAUAUAGGUCUAUCCUCGUUAACAUGUAAAUCUUAACUCUUCUUUUGAACUGGAAUGAAUUAUGUUAUUCAGGAACCUUUUAUUAAAGCCAUUGCUUUCCAUCUUAGUGAAAGAAAUGGUUGCAAUGGCAUAGAAUCUUGUUGAUUCCAUGGAUGGAAUUGGAUAUUUGAGUUUAACAAUAGAACCAGAGGGUAAAAGGUUAUGGCA